AUGAAGUACAUUCGAAGCAACAGCCUGAAACGUCUCUUCUCCUUCAAACGCCGCAGUUUCGACUCCGACUCUGAAAACUCAACUCCACACGCCAAAUGCGUCGAGAGUUUUCAAGAAACAGAGCAGUUUCAAAGACCCAAGUGGAAAUGUUUCUCCUUUGAAGAAAUCUACGAGGCAACCAACGGUUUCAGCUCAGAGAACUUGGUAGGAAGAGGUGGAUUUGCAGAGGUGUAUAAAGGGGUUUUGAGUAAAAGUGGUGAAGAAAUUGCUGUGAAGAGGAUAACGAGAGGAGGGAGAGAAGACGAGAGGAGAGAGAAAGAGUUUCUAAUGGAGAUUGGAACAAUAGGACAUGUCUCACAUCCUAAUGUCUUGUCUCUUCUUGGUUGUUGUAUUGACAAUGGUCUCUAUCUUGUUUUCAUCUUCUCUUCCAGAGGCUCUGUUGCUUCUCUCCUUCAUGAUUUGAAUCAGGCACCAUUGGAGUGGGAGACAAGGUAUAAAAUUGCAAUUGGGACAGCAAAAGGGCUUCAUUAUUUACACAAAGGUUGUCAGAGAAGGAUCAUACACAGAGACAUUAAAUCCUCCAAUGUUCUCUUAACCCAAGAUUUCGAACCACAGAUAUCUGAUUUUGGGUUGGCAAAAUGGCUGCCUUCUCAAUGGUCUCACCAUUCUAUUGCUCCAAUUGAAGGCACAUUUGGGCACUUAGCUCCAGAGUAUUAUACACAUGGGAUUGUGGAUGAGAAGACUGACGUAUUUGCCUUUGGAGUGUUCUUGCUUGAACUCAUUUCUGGUAAAAAACCUGUUGAUGCCUCCCACCAAAGCCUACACAGCUGGGCGAAAACGAUUAUAAAAGAGGGAGAUAUUGAGAAGUUGAUGGAUCCAAGGAUCGGUGAAGACUUUGAUAUCCAACAGCUUCAUCGCAUAGCUUUUGCUGCGUCCCUCUGCAUCCGAUCAUCGUCUCCAUGUCGACCUACCAUGAUCGAGGGUUAA
Messenger RNA from Eruca vesicaria subsp. sativa (arugula), 987 nucleotides. The record is from the annotation of a GenBank genome assembly. Lineage: Eukaryota; Viridiplantae; Streptophyta; Magnoliopsida; Brassicales; Brassicaceae.